AUGCCUGGUCGACGUGAUACCAAGUCCAAGGCUAAAGCCUCUGCGGCUGUCGAUGCACAGGCGUAUGAUUCUAAGCAAGAUGAACAUCGGCUCUGGCUUCCAUCGAUGCAAACCUCAUUGUCAUUUCUUAUACUUCCGCGUACUGUGUCCGCUUUACUGAGCCCAAUUGCGGAUUGUGACGAAACAUUCAACUAUUGGGAACCUCUCCACUAUCUGCUCUACCGCUUCGGUUUUCAGACAUGGGAGUAUUCCCCUGUCUAUGCUUUACGCUCCUACGCAUAUCUAUUACUGCACUAUGUAAUAGUGAAGCUUGCGGCUUUUGGAUUUACACUCGGACUAUUACCUGGUCAGAAGCUCAUGCUGUUUUAUGGACUGCGUGCAACGUUGGGUUUGAUCUCAGCCUAUGCGGAGGCACUAUUUUAUCAGUCAAUCAGUCGACGAUUUGGACGCCGCACAGCGCGCUAUUUACUCUUCAUUUUAUUCUUUAAUGUCGGUAUCUUUCACGCCAGCACAGCCUUCCUUCCAAGUUCUUUCUCUAUGAUGUUAGUCCUAUUAUUCAGUAGUGCGUGGAUGGACCAAAAACACUACCUGGCGCUUUUUUGGGGCGUUGUGGCUGUGCUUUGUGGAUGGCCCUAUGUUGGUGUGCUCUUUAUCCCAUUCGCACUGGAAACGCUUUAUACGCGAGGAAUAUUUAAGAGUGUAUAUGUUGGUGGAGUAAUAGGAGGAGCAGUGCUGGCUGUCGAGUUGUUGGUUAAUUUCUAUUACUACCAACGGUGGGUACUGCCAGCGUGGAAUCUCAUUGUAUACAACGUUUUAAGUAGCGAGACGGAUUCCACGCUUUACGGCACAGAGCCGCUAAGUUUCUACCUCCUGAAUUUGGCACUUAACUUUAACAUCGUGGCUCUCCUCGCUGCACCUGCUGCGUUAUUUAUUCUCACAUUACCUGGUCAUAAUAAAACGAUCAAGGUUCAAUUGCUGUUAUAUUUGUCGCCAAUGUACGUCUGGUUGGUUAUUAUGUUCAAUCAAGCACACAAGGAGGAGCGAUUUUUGUCUCCUAUCUAUCCACUUAUUUGUCUGGCUGCUGCUAGCACACUUAGCGCAGUGGUGUAUCGACUUAAAAAUGUCUUCAGCCGUGUACCAACUCUGCAUACCGGAAUACCAAACGUAUUUGUGAUGUGCACAUUGAGCGUGUACGCGUUGCUCUCUGGUUCUCGCAUCGUAAGCAACAUUGUCAAUUUCAGCGCUCCGCUUCGCGUUUACGAGCAUUUAUACGCCAGCGUCUUGCCAAAUCCAGAGAACGGAAAGCUACAAAUUGCUCAUGAUACUGCAACCCAAUCUGUCAAUUUAUGUCUUCUAAAGGAGUGGUAUCGUUUCCCAACUAACUUUUUUAUUCCGUCAAACUCGACCCAAGUGAACUUUGUCAAAACUUCAUUCUCUGGUCAAUUGCCAAAAGCUUUCGAGCAACAUUAUCUCGGCACGUCGGUCAUACCUGCUGCGAUGAAUGAUCGAAACCAAGAAGAACCAAGUCGUUAUGUCCUAUUAGACACUUGUGAUUACGUGGUUGAUUUAAAUUUACCAGAUCAAUCAGAGUUCAAAUUCUGGACUGAACCUUCAUCAUGGACACUUGUGUAUUCGGAGCCAUUUCUUGACGCAGAACGUUCAAAAUCACCAUAUCGAUCGUUUUACAUCCCGAUCCUUACGCCACAGUAUGUCAAGUACGCAGAGUAUGCGAUCUACAAGCGCGCGAAAGUUGCAGCAACUUAA
Molecule: messenger RNA, 1764 nt
Organism: Plasmopara halstedii
Lineage: Eukaryota; Oomycota; Peronosporomycetes; Peronosporales; Peronosporaceae
Product: alpha mannosyltransferase
Exons: 1
Coding region: 1-1764 (587 amino acids)
Biological process (GO): protein N-linked glycosylation
Cellular component (GO): endoplasmic reticulum membrane
Molecular function (GO): alpha-1,2-mannosyltransferase activity
Source: RefSeq, a predicted model, not a curated record